Schistosoma intercalatum is the source of this 9692-nucleotide messenger RNA. The record is from the annotation of a GenBank genome assembly. NCBI's taxonomy places the organism in Eukaryota, Metazoa, Platyhelminthes, Trematoda, Strigeidida, Schistosomatidae.
AGUGCACUGUUUGAUAACCGUCUUUUAUGCUGUCAAUAGCGGAGCAUUUUACCACUUGUCCACCAAGAUCCAAACUUCGACUAAUCUCUUCAGGAACUCGUUCACCUGUUUUAAUUCUAAGAUUUAUAAGUCUGGUUGUUUAUUUACUCGUAAGAAUAGAAGAAACGUCUAAAUCUUUAUUUCUAGUUACAUUGCCCUUCGUUUUGCGUUUGCACCUUGUUGUUGGUUUAAAUUCGUCACACAACUAGUACAGCUGAAGGGAAGUUUUGUAAUAACAAUCGCAUGGUUGUGCGGUUAGGUUUUCAAAAAAUACACUAGAACAGUUGUUAUAACAACUUCAUUAUGAUGAAGUUUUUCAUUGCAUAAUUUGAUCAUCUCUGUCUGCAUGAGCAAAAUUACUAAAAUACUAAAUUUUCAUGGAAUGUUAUGAGAAAAUUCCAAUUUUAAUCUACUGUUAUAAUCCCUCAACCAUGUUUAAUUAAUUACUAGAUUUUGACUCUAUUUUCAUAAAAAUCCUAGGCGUGUCACAUAGUAUCAAUUCAAGAUUUAAAUCGAAGAUGUAGUUCAAUCUAGCUCUAAUAUUGUGUCGCUUGGCUCUUAGAUGUUUUAUGUCUGGAAGUAUACUGCAUCUUAUAUUAGUUUUACCGCCAAAAAUCUUAAGAUUUACAAGUAGAUUCUAAAUAAGCCCUGAUUUUAUUGGCUUACGCAUUAUUUUCUUAAAUAGUUACUCAGUUCUGAUGGAUUGAGAACGUCUUACCAGAAAUAACCAGAGUUACGAAAAUAAUGAUUAGCUGGAUUUGAUUGAUAUUAAGUCCAGCUAAUUGAUACUCAUUAUUAUGUAUUUGAUAUACCAUUAGAGAGACUGAUGCUUGCAGCAACAUAUUCUUGCAGAUAGGGAGGCUAACUCUUAGCUAAGUCAUGGCUGGCUUCUUUUAGAUAUGGAGUUUCCAUGAUGAGUGGCCACUUAGUAGCAGUCAAUUUCAUGGUCGUUUAGAACUUAGUGACUAUCAAAAUGCAAUGAUCAAGUUCUUACGCGCAUUCUCUUUCAAAGUUUUAACGUCAAAUUUAUAUUGUACCCAUUGUUGGAUCAUUUAAGCAACGGUCACUAACUAAUCCGAUUUUCAAUUCACAAGUUUUUCUGCCUCUAAAAUGUCUGGGAUUCUAUAUUUCGGAGUACGGGCUGUAUCCACUCUAGACAAAAUCUUUUUCAAAUGAUAUUCGGUGGUAUUAUGAUGCAGACUUUAGCAGAGUACUCGUGUGUCAGUUAAUGCUGUCUGAACUAAAUCAUUGGUAAAGCUUCAUACGUGUGUACCAUGGCUUCGGCCGAAACUUUGAUCGUCUAUGUGAGCAUUGUAUAGCAUUUGUCUAGUCUCUAGUGUAAACGACAGCAUUCACUAGUUUUUCAUUUGUAGGUCAAAUGUUUCAAAGAAGCCAGUUGUGUGAAACCUUUUAUAUUUAAAGCAUGAUAAUUAAAAAUAUAUACUUGAAAGAUGGCCUUAUCCAUAAUUUUCCAUGUAUUUACUGACAUAAGUUCUCAUUUUAUUUAAAUAUUACCGACAAGUUUGAAUUUCAAACCGAAGUCAUUCGAUUCCAGUUGAGGUAUUCAAGCAUUAUGAUUAGUCAUCAUAUCAUAAGUUUGCUUCAAAACCGAGUACAAUAAUCUAUAAUUAGUCGCAGUAAUUAUAUAUCAGAACUGUCACUGCUGGGCUAAUCGUUAAUUUUUAAGAUAUUCUCGUUCGUACAGUAAGUGUUUCAUUAAUAGCACUAUAAAAAUAGUUCAUUUUAGAUUACAUCCGAAUAAUUUUCUGUAUCUGUCCUUCAACGUAAUAACUAAAUCUUAUUAUAUAUGUUACAUGGAAAUAACGACUAACAUCCAAAAGCAUUUUGUUUACAUUGUAAUAAUCACAGAACCAUCCGGCAUUGUGCACGAGAAUAUGAAUUUUUUAUUUUAUCAGUGUAACAUCCUACCAUUUAUAGUCCAAUUCAUUAAAAAUUUUGGCAGAUUAUUGAAGUGAGAUACGAAGCUCAAAGUACAGAUAGUCUUAAAUCAAGAUGUAAGAUUUUGUGUAAAAAGAUACAAGCCAGUUAAUCGAUUUCAAUAAUGAAAGUCAACUAGCAGAUAUAAUUGCUUAGGUUAUGACUUUGUUUUCAACAUGGUCUAGUUUUUUCCAUCUUGGCUUCCCAAUAAACCUUUGUGAAAUUUACCUGUAGAGAGAAUUUAUUAAAUGGAAAAGAUAUUUGAAGACGAUUUAACACCAGCUAGUGAACAACUGCUAAUAAUGGCGUACUAAGAAUUUUGGCUUGCAAAUUUUUGACCAAAUGUAUUUCAACUCAUUUUGCCGGUAAAACUACCUCUAACUCUAAACGAUGAAUAAAUACGCAUGAAAAUUUAGGUAGUUAAGCCAAUGAGAUUUCUCUCCGAGAAGUAUAAGUAAAAAAUGUCAUUUUGAUUAUUUUCAUAAUUGGACACACUUAAAAAAUAUACCCAUACUUCUUUAUAUCACGAAGUAGUCUACAAUUUUUUAACUUCAGUUAAGUAACCAACAUGAUUUUAUUUUCAUUUAAGGUCUGAAAAGCAACCACCACCUCGAACUGUUAAAAUUACAUGGAAAGUGGAAGACACAGAUCACCAUAUUAUCGAGAUAAUCUUAAUUUAUCAUCCCAUCAAUACAUUGAGGGUGUUGAUUCCAAUCCUGAGAUACAUGAUCGUCAAAGACCAGCUAGUGUACAAGAUUUAGAAUAUGGAGAAAUGUAUGAUUCCGGUAUACAACCACACUCAACAUCACCACGACUGAAUAAUCCAUACAUUGAUCCGUUAAUUGAGGGUGAUACAAGUGGAAUCGAUCAUCGUACAACAUCAUUAGAUCGUCGUGGUGAAUAUUAUGGUACACUGAGAGGAAAUUUUGAUUCACAAAGUGAACGAUUGACAAGAAAACCAAUUAAUCGGCAAUCAUAUACAUUGAAAUCACUUAGUUCAAACCCAGGAUUAUCCGGCAUAUUAGGUUCAACAAACCCAUCAUCAGGUCGAAGAGCACAUUCGUAUGAUAUGAAUUUGGAAAAACAAGGUCUGACAGAUUAUAAUAGUUUAUUAGCUGCCGCUGCUGUUGGUGGUGUCGGGGCUGUUGGUAUUGGUACAAAUCCACCGAUUUAUGGUUAUCCUACUAAUCCACUACUAGACUACAGUAGUACUUUAGGCGUACCAACAUUUCCAACUAUUGGUGGUCUUGACUAUGCAACAUUACAAAGAUCUGGCGUUUAUUCAGGUCUACCACAAACACAACCAACAUCAAUACCAGCUGGUUUAAUUCCACAUAAUCCAACUACAGAUAUUACUACAUUACAAAGAGAAUAUGUACGACUACAACAUGAAUUACAUGUAACUAGAGAGAAAUUAAAUGCCUGUACAAUUAGCAUACGUACAUUUUGGAGUCCUGAAUUGAAGCGUGAGCGAGCAAUGCGUAAAGAAGAGAAUGCAAAAUAUGCUAUAUUAGCUGAUCACUUACAUCAAUUACAAUUGGAAAAACAAACAAUGUUAGAAACAUUGCAUAAUAUGGAAUCAGAUUUACGUCAAGAACGUGAUAAACGAAAUCGUAGCCGUUUCAGUGGUGGUGCAAGUGAUUCAGAUGGUUUAAGUGAAUUAGACUUAGCCAAACGUCAAAUAGACGAAUUAACAUUAGAGAAUCGUCAACUUAAAAAAUCUAUUGAAGAUGCUGAUAGACGUAUAGCUAAUUUAAAAUCUAGUCUAAAUGCUACAGAGGAAAGUUUACGUCGAUUAGUUGACGCAGUUAAAGCUGGUAAAUCAUCGAAUAUCAAUCCAGAAACUACAACAACUACUAAUGUAACUACUGGAGAUGGAUUAACUUCAGUCGGUGAUCAAAGUGCUAUCUCAUCUAUAAAAUUAGAUCGAAUUGAAGCAGAUAGAUUGGAAAUUUCUCGUUUAAGAAAUCAAUUAAAUGAAACAUCAACUAGAAGAAGUGAAGCAGAACGUCAACUAAUUGAAAGAAAUUUUGAAUUAUCAAGAAUAAAAGAAGAUUUUGAUGCACUUUUACAAGAACAUCGACAACUUAGACAAGAAUGUGAAACACUUCGACAUGAUACAAGACAAACUCAAACAUUACAAUCAUUGGUUGAUACAAAAGAAUCGAAAAUUUUAACUUUGGAAAAUGAAAUACGUCUUUUAGAAGAUGAAAUUACUCGUCUUCGAGAUGAUGGUCUAAUUACUCCAAAUACAUCAACUAGCAGUGGGAUUGAUGAUUUAGAUAAAACUUUACAAGUAUUUCGAAGUAACGAACGUAUUCUGAAAUCUAAAAUUGAAAUGUUAAAUAGUGAAAUUUCAAAACGUGAAUGUGAAUUAUACACAUUACAAUCACGUUUAGAAAUGACUGAUAAACAACAUCAAGAUCAAAAUCAUCAUAUUAAUGUAUUAAAAGAACAAGUGAAUACACGUGAACAUAAAAUCUCCAUGUUAACAGCUGAUGCAGAAGAUUUUCGUAAAAGAAUUAAAGAGAAAGAAAAUCUUUUAGAAAAGAAAUCAAAAGCAUUGAAUAGUGCACAAUCAGCUAAACGACAAAUUGAACAAGAAUUAACUGAACUUAAAGAUCAAAUGGAUAUAAAAGAUAGAAAAAUAUCCUUAUUACAGAAAAAGAUUGAAAAUAUAGAAGAUUUACUUAAUGAUAAAGAAACACAAUUAGCAACAGCUCAAGCUCGUCUUUCACGUAUUAGUACAGAACGUGUCAGUUCAGAUGGUGGACGUAUUGGAUGGGAGGAAACAUUAAAAGAUAAAGAUCGACAAAUUGAACGUUUAAAAGAAGCUCGUCAACGUAGUGAAUCAGAAAUUGUUGAAGAAUUAGAAACACAAAAACGUUUAAAUAAUGAAUUUAAAAAUCGUUUAGAUAUUUUACAAAAAGAAUUAGAUGAGAAAACAACACAAUUAAUGGAAAUACGCGAUGAAACAAAUGAUUAUAGAACAUCAAGAUUCAAAUUAGAAACAGAAAUUAAUCAAUUACAAACACAAUUAAGUCAAAGAAAUUCAGAAGUGACCACUUUACAAAUGGAGAAACAAUUAUUACAAAAACAAAUAACCACUGAAUCUGAUAUGAAAUUUUUACAAAGAACAGCAGAAUUAGAAGGACAAUUAAAUCAUUAUAUGGAAAAUUCAUCUAAACUUCAAACAGAAGUAGAUCGUUUAUUAAGAACAAUUGAUACAGAAAAAUUUGAUAAAGAAAAUCAAUUAAAUGAAUUGAAAGAAGAACUUCGUGAAGCACAAAAUAAUUUGAAUAAUUUAAAACGUAGUCAACAAAAUGAACGAAAAAAAUCAAGUCAACAACUUGAAGAGUCAAGACAACGUGAAGAGAAUGCACAAUCUGAUAAUGAAAUAUUAAAGGGUAUUAUAACAGAGAAAGAUGGAAGAAUUCGUGAAUUAGAACAAGCUUUGCGCGAAAGUGUACGUUUAACAGCGGAACGUGAAAUUUACGCCUCCGGUCGUGAUGAUGAAACAAGACAUUUAGAGCAACAGGUACGUGAAUUACGAAGUAAUCUGGAACAUUUUCAACGUGAAAGAAAUAAUCUCUCAGCUCAGUUAGCUUCAGCACAAGAAGAAUUAACUGAUCGUGAAAAUCAACUUAAAACUUUAGAACAAGAAUGUUUCCAGAAUUAUUUACCUGAAUUGGAAAAAUUGCGACGUUCAAAUCAUGAAGCCAAUUUACGUGUAGCAGCUAUGAUUAAACUGACACAAGGACGUGAGCAUACUUUAACUGAUCAAGAUCGUGCUGCAUUAUCUACCAUUCCUCUCUUCCCGAAUAUAUCACUUCAUGGAACUUGGUCAGGAAUGUCUGGUGGUUUAGAAAAUAUCGGUGCAACAUCUGGUACAGGAAGAUCAGGUUAUUUGGCACCAUAUCAUACAGGUAGUGGUGGAUCAUUAUCUCCACAUUUAGCAGGAAGUGCAUUUCAAUUCAUUGGAAAUACUUCAUCUAGUGCUGGUGUAGGUACAGUUGGUGGUAGAGCAUCAGUACCUGGUCAAUUGAUGUCUAGCCCAGAUGUUAUUAUGUUAUCGAGAAUGUUACAGGAAAAAGAAAACAUGCUUCAACAACAUUUGCAAGAAUUAACUCGAUUAAGAUUUCAAAAUUCUGAACUUGAAAUACGUUUAAAAGCAACACAACGUGAAUUAGAUACAAAAUCGGCUAGAUUAAAUAUACUUGAAACUACUCAUUUGAAUUCAACUACUGGAAUACAUGAUUUAGGCACAAGAUCACCAUCAAGUAAUCAAUUAUCAAAAGAAUUAGCAAUAUUACGUAAAACAAAUCAAGAAUUAAGUGUAAAGUUUAAUCAGUUACAAAUGGAAUUAGAUGAACGUUCACGCGGUGGAACAUCAACUGUUGGUGCUUACGAUAGACUGAAAUCAUCAACUGGAUUACAUACAACAGACUUUACAGAAAUGGCUACUUUGAGACGAGAACUUGCUUCUGCUAAAGCUGAACGUGAAGUGGAGGUUGCUAGUUUAAACAGUCAAAUGGAAUUAAUCAAACGAGAACGUGAUGAUUUGAAUGAAAAGUUUAAUGAAACAAAAUCUGAUCUUACAGAGAAAAUUCAUCAGCUACAUACAUUGGAAGCUGAAAAAGAAAAACUUAUUUCAGAAAAAGAUGCUUUACAAAAAAAAUAUGAAUCAGUUUUGAGUCAAUUAAGUGAAAAAUCGGAAAAACUUAAACAACUGGAACAAGAUUGUGCAAAAUCACAUAUUGAAGAAAUAAAAAGAUUAAAUACUGAUCUUGAUGAUUUGAAACAUCAUGUUGGUUAUUUACAAAAUACCAUCAAAAACCGUGAAAGCCGUAUUGAAACAACUGAAAAAGAAUCUUUUAAGCUAAGAGAUGAAUUAACUAAUAUACGUAAACAAUUGACAACUGCUGAAGCAGAGGUAAAGAGUUUACGUGAUGAUGCAGUUUAUAGAGAAGAACGAAUUAAGCAAAUACAAAAUCAAUAUGUAAAAGAACAAUUACGAAAUAAAAUCAAUGAAUUAAAUGAACAAAUUUCUGAUACGCGUACCUCAAGCCAACCUACUCAUCAGUUGACGUUAAAAAUUGAAGAACUUCAUAAAGAACUGGAACGUAAGGAAGCUCAGAUUACAUGCUUGAAUAAACAGAUAGAUCGUCAAUAUACAUCAUUAUCGACUACACCAGAUGCACGUCAUACUGAUUCCACUAAUCAACAAUUAUUAAUAGCUGAUUUACAAGUUCGUCUUCGUCAAGCUAUUGAAGAUCGUGAUAUUGCACGUGAACAAUUGACAACUAAUUUAACUAGAGCUGAAACGUCUACACUGGAUAUACAACAACAAUAUAUGUUGGAUAAACAAAAUUUACAACAACAAAUUACAAAUUUAACACAAUCCGUACAAAAUGCUACAAAUGAAUCAGAACGCUAUCAAAGAGAAUUCAAACAAGCUAGUUCACGUGUUCAACAACUUAGUCGUCAAUUACAAGAAACACAAUCAAACUGUGAUUCAAUUGCUCGACAAAGAGAUAGUUUAAGAGAUCAAUUAGAUCAGUUAAAACGUAGUAUGGGACGAACUGGUUCAGGUACAGUAACUAAUAUAUUUGGAAUAAGUAGUUCAACUAGUGGUAUGCGUCCAGCAUCUGCUGGUCCUGGAAAUUAUGAUAAUAUUCCAUUAUAUGGAACAACACCUGGAACAAUUCAACUUUCUAGAGAAAUGGAUCGUUUACAUAGAGAAUGUGAACAUUUACAAAAUCAAUUAAGAACUAGUCAAGAAUCAGAACAACAAGCUCAUAAUUUAGUUGAUAAUUUAAAAAAUGAUAUAAAGAAUCUUACAAAUGAUGUUGAACAAUUCAAAGAACAAAUUAAAGAAUUAGAAAAACAAAAAAAUGAAUGUAACAAUGAAUUAAUCAAGACUCAACGUGAACUUCAAACGAAAUCGGAUGAAGCAAAAGAUAAACUGACCCAUACACAACAACUGUUGAUUGAGAAAACAAGUCAGCUUGAAAAUGCAGUGAAUCAAUUGAACAAUGUACGACAAUAUUGUUCUGAACUUGAACAACGUAUCAAUGAAAUGUCACAACGAUUAAAUAUGGCAGAAUCACAUACUCAACAACAAGCAGAUGAAUUAAAGCGUUGUCAACAAUUAGAAUUUGAAUGUAAUCAAUUACGUAAUGAAAUAAAGGCUAGUCGCAAUGAAGUACAACACUUACAAUUACAAUUAGAUCAAUUAAAUAGAGAAUAUCAAAAUCAAGGAAGAAGAAUAGAACAAAUGACUAUUGAAUUAAGUACAUCACAAGCGAAUACAAAUCAAAUGAAACAAGAAUUACAAUUAUAUAAAGAACGUAAUAAAGAACUUGAAAUAAAAAUUACUGAUACACAUGAAACAAUAAAAGAAUCAGAAACUGAAACAUUGAAUAUUUUACGUGCGGAAUUAAAAGAUUCUCAAGUGAUUAAACAACGACUUGAAGAAAGAAUAAAUUCAUUACAAGAAGAUUUAAGGCAUACACAACAAGAAUUAGAUGAAAAAACUAGAGCAUUAGAUGUAUUGGAAAAUACUCAUCUUCGAAAUCAAUCUGAAGAAAUAAUCAAUUUGCAGAAAGAGCUAAACAAUGCACGUGUACAAAUUGAAGAGCUUGGAGGUCCUAUCGAACCAGGUUCUAAAUUGAAAGGAUCACCUCUAAAAGUGGAAAUUGAUACAUUGAAAAAAGAAAUUAGUAAACGUGAAGAUGCAAUUAAUCGUAUAGAAAAAGAAUGUCAAGAAAAGCAUAUACAUCGUAUUGAAGCAAUGCAAUCACAAUUACGUCGAUUUGAAGAAGAAACUGCUAAUUUAAAUCAAGUUUUAGAUGAACAAAGAGUUGGAUUAGAAGAAAGAGAUCGUGUUAUUCGACAAUUACGAUCGGAUCAAGCUCAAGGAUCAUUGAUUGAACUUGAAAAAUUAAAAGCUGAACAUAAUGGUUGUAAAGAUAAAAUUGAACAAUUGAACAAACGUAUUGCUACAUUGAAUAAACAAGUUGAAGAUCAAUCUGAUGAAAUUUUAACAAUCAAACUGGAAUCACUUACUGCUUCAUUAUGUGAAAAAGAAGCUAAUAUUGCUUUAAUGGAAUUGACUGCUCCAAAGAAUACAACUUCUAAUCAAGCUUUAGAAAAAUUACGAAUUGAACGGGAUCAAUUACAACAACAACAAAAACAACUUAGUAAUACACGUGCUAUGCUUUUAGAAGAAAAAAUGUCACGUCGAUAAUAUCUUACUUGGUUCAAAUAAAUUUUAUGAGUAAAAUUACACGAUUCGUACUAUACUUUACAACUCAGUAAUAAAACUAUCCAUCUCAGUAAUCUGUUAUCCUAACUAUCUGUCUAUCUAUCCACACUAUCUAUCUAUCUAUCUAUCUAUCUAUCUAUCUAUUAUUGAGUCAUUGACAUUUUAAUUAUAUUAAACAUAGUUAUAUUGUUUAAUUUCAAAUUUCAAUUUUUAUUUAAUUAUUUUCGUCAUUUAUAUUUUGAUGAUUUCCCUCUCAUCUUUGUUUAUUUCAGUCCCUUUUUUCUUUUUUUUUCUUUGUUAUUUUCUUCGAAUUUAAACUAAACGUGAAUUGAUAUUUACUUAUCAUUUUUCUUUUUUGAUUGUACAGAUAAUAUCCCUUUUAAUUCCUUAUCAUCAUUAUUCAUAUAAUAAUAGUAUAUAUAACAAAGGUUUUAUGUAGUCAAAUAUC